Molecule: messenger RNA, 662 nt
Organism: Lampris incognitus (smalleye Pacific opah)
Lineage: Eukaryota; Metazoa; Chordata; Actinopteri; Lampriformes; Lampridae
Gene: ppil1
Product: peptidylprolyl isomerase (cyclophilin)-like 1
Exons: 4
Coding region: 121-621 (166 amino acids)
Biological process (GO): protein peptidyl-prolyl isomerization; protein folding
Cellular component (GO): catalytic step 2 spliceosome
Molecular function (GO): peptidyl-prolyl cis-trans isomerase activity
Source: RefSeq, a predicted model, not a curated record
GAGGCUUCCCCGUCGUAGCAGACCUGCUAACACCUGGAUGUGCUAAGCUGCCAAAGCGUGUUGCCACUUUUUUUUUUUACCAAUCCACUCUUCAAGACUACCGGAAUUUAUCGAGGUUUGAUGUCGGGGCUACCUCCAGACACAUGGCAGCCACCCACAGUGGCGCUGGAGACGACUAUGGGGACCGUUGUACUGGAGCUUUACUGGAAGCAUGCCCCCCAGACCUGCAAGAAUUUCGCCGAGCUGGCCAGAAGAGGGUACUACAAUAACACCAAGUUCCACAGAAUCAUCAAAGACUUCAUGGUGCAAGGUGGAGAUCCCACGGGAACAGGGCGAGGUGGAGCCUCCGUAUAUGGUAAACAGUUUAAAGAUGAACUGCAUCUGGAGUUAAAAUUCACAGGUGCAGGUAUUCUGGCGAUGGCCAAUGCAGGACCAGACACUAAUGGGAGCCAGUUUUUCCUUACUCUUGGACCCACUCAGUGGUUGGACGGGAAGCACACUAUUUUUGGAAGAGUGUGUCAAGGGAUGGGAGUCCUGAACCGCAUUGGACUGGUGGAAACUAACAAUCAAGAUCGACCCGUCGACGAUAUCAAAAUUCUUAGGUCAAAUGUAGCUAAUUAAGUGAAUCAAAUUAUUUUACUUUUUACAUUGUUUUUUAAUUG